AUGACACUAACAAGUGACUAUGGAGAGUCAAACCCAAAGGUAGCAGAUCAGAGAAACAUCUUCCAACAAUUUGAUUCAAACAGAGACGGUGGUCUCAACAGGGCUCACCACCACCGCCGCUGCUCAUCAUCACCGUCGCCAUUGAUUGACACCCACUCUCUCUCGGCUCCCACCCUCCCAACAUCAGAGAUGAACAUGAUUAAGGUUUCUAAUAUAAUGGGCAUUGACCCAAAGCCAUUUGAUCCCAAGACAUAUGUAGAAGAAGACAUCUUUGUGGCCAAUGAAUCUGGAUCUAAGAAACGUAUUCGUCUGGACAACAACAUUGUCCGUUGGAGGAUUGUACGAAAUCCAGAUGGCACAGAAUCUUAUGAAAGCAAUGCACGCUUUGUGAGAUGGUCAGAUGGCAGCUUACAGUUAUUGAUUGGGAAUGAAGUUCUCGACUUAUCUGUGCAAGAUGCGCAACAUGAUCAAGUACACUUAUUUCUGAGGCACGGAAAGGUGACCAUAUAUGCCUUUGCCAUGUCUAAUUCAGAAUUAUAUUUGUGUAUAUAUUCUUUAAAGCAAUUGUGAACAGUUGAGGUUUGU
Camellia sinensis is the source of this 585-nucleotide messenger RNA. NCBI's taxonomy places the organism in Eukaryota, Viridiplantae, Streptophyta, Magnoliopsida, Ericales, Theaceae. The record is from RefSeq and is a predicted model, not a curated record.